Messenger RNA from Scedosporium apiospermum, 900 nucleotides. RefSeq lists its product as uncharacterized. NCBI's taxonomy places the organism in Eukaryota, Fungi, Ascomycota, Sordariomycetes, Microascales, Microascaceae. Bases 1 to 900 code for a protein of 299 amino acids. The record is from RefSeq and is a predicted model, not a curated record. The transcript is spliced from 2 exons.
AUGAAUCCAUACGUGGCGGACCCAGAUCAGAUACCGGCUACUGAUCUCUAUGCAGACGUGCCGCUCUACGGGCGGUAUUUUCCCAAACCAGACGAUUUCAAGGUCGAUCCCCAGCAUAUUAAUUCGCAGUCUGCAGACUCGUUGCAAUACUGGGGGUCAGUCGUUGACCGAUGCGACGAAUCCGUCAGAAUCUAUCCGGCCGACGAGGGCGGCCGUGACGUGUUCGCCCUUGGCAGCGUUAUCGUCAAGUCGAGCCACCUGCAUAAAACAGCGGACGGCCAGCAAACGGAGAUCGAUUACUCGUAUGCCGAUGCCAACGAAGUCCAGGCCAUUGCUCUUGGCAAGAGCGUUCUGAAAGACGUUAGGGUGCCAGCCAUUUACUUUGCGGGCAAGAUCAAUGGUCGCCAGGUGCUAGUCCAACAAAGGCUUCCCGGCGUUACCUUGGCCGUCGCGUGGCCGUAUUUAUCACAACGUCAAAAGGAGAGUUUUAAGCAACAGGCACGGGAGAUACUUUGGCUGUUGCACACUAUUAAACCCACUGACGGAUGGAGGACUCGCAGCUAUGUCGUCGAAGAUCCCAACAUCCGCACCAACCACCGUAUCAAUCCACUCGAAUGGGACAUUAUCUUCUCGGAUGCCAAUACUGACCCGGAUAUAAGUUUCAUGCACAACGACUUUAGUACGUCCAACUGCAUCGUCGACGACGACAAGAUCGUGGGACUUGUCGACUGGGAGAUGGCGGGUUUCUUUGGCUGGAGGACGGCUGGCGAGAUCCAUGGUAGGAUCAGAACGCCUCAGAGGGAGCAUUUUGUCAGUGCCAACUUGAGUGAGGAGAUGCUGCGGGACAUGAUGUGGUGGAACGAUCUUUAUGACGACGGCAUGCCACAGUCUACUGAGUAA